Talaromyces stipitatus ATCC 10500 is the source of this 777-nucleotide messenger RNA. RefSeq lists its product as uncharacterized. The transcript is spliced from 2 exons. The record is from RefSeq and is a predicted model, not a curated record. Bases 1 to 777 code for a protein of 258 amino acids. Lineage: Eukaryota; Fungi; Ascomycota; Eurotiomycetes; Eurotiales; Trichocomaceae. Gene Ontology annotation, molecular function: acyltransferase activity, transferring groups other than amino-acyl groups.
AUGAGCUCCAAAAUUGCACAGCCAAACGUUAUUACAGUCAAGGUAGAACCUGUCACGGCGGCGGAAGACUUCACUAGAUUUUUUGACGUCACGGCACUUGCUUUUGGUCAACAGGUCAAUGAUGGAAUAUGGACUGCGAUGAAUUCGGGAUGGGAUACGCCCAAGGGGAGAGAAAUCGGUAUACAUCAUCUUAUCAACCGGUGGUCUAGUACUACAAAAGAUCGUAAUGGCAAUCCGAAUACAAUUUUCCUCAAGGCUACUGUGUCACGUCAGGACGAGCCUGGUAAGGAAGAUAUUGCUGGGGCGGCCAUUUGGGUUCAAGCAUCUAUGGUCGAAGGAUACGGUGAUAUGCCUACAACAGACAUGGAUCAAUCCGUGCUUGACGAGCUUCUUCCCGGGAACCUGGAGGAGCAGAAUUACGUGCGGCAGCUGAAAUUCGGGCUUCACAGACGUCGAGUUGAGGUAGUCAAGGAAAUUGCGUCAAGCUCUUCACCGGCAGUUAUAGUACUCGAUUUGUGCGUUGUCGACCCGGCAUAUCAGCGGCUUGGGAUUGCCACAAAGCUGGUGGAAUGGGGAGUAUCAGAAGCUAAAAGACGCGGCGGAUUGGAGUGUAUUUUGGAGGCAUCCAACAUGGGUAGGCACGUUUAUAAGAAACUUGGAUUUCAACAAGAAGGUAGCGAGUUCGAGUACCAAGUUGAUGAGCAGUUCCAACAUCGCGACCGCCCAUCGAAUAUUUUUAUGCGCACAGGGUACCUGGGUAUACGAGACUAUGCAUAG